Messenger RNA from Selaginella moellendorffii, 1518 nucleotides. Its product is annotated as subtilisin-like protease SBT4.3. Lineage: Eukaryota; Viridiplantae; Streptophyta; Lycopodiopsida; Selaginellales; Selaginellaceae. Gene Ontology annotation, biological process: proteolysis. Gene Ontology annotation, molecular function: serine-type endopeptidase activity. The record is from RefSeq and is a predicted model, not a curated record. Bases 1 to 1518 code for a protein of 505 amino acids. The transcript has 5 exons.
AUGAGAUUCUCUCCAGAGCCACUGGGAGGAUCACAAGAAGUUCUUAGCAUCUAUCCCAGCAAAACUUAUCAAAUCCAGACCACGCGAUCAUGGGACUUUCUCGGGUUGACAGACUCCAUGGUUGUAGCGGACGAAGAAAACCAUGAAGCUGCGGGUUCCUACGACGUGAUUGUGGGACUCCUUGACACAGGUAAGAAAGGAAGUGAAAAUACCAAAAAACUCACCAUAUUGACUUACCUUGUAGGAAUCUGGCCGGAAUCUCAAAGCUUUAGAGACGAUGACAUGACGCCAGUUCCAAGUCGCUGGAGAGGAGAGAAACUUAUUGGAGCAAAGUUUUUCAACUCUAAAGUGAAAUCGCCAGAGUAUGGAAAUGCCCGGGACGACAAUGGCCACGGCACACACACGGCCUCCACAGCCACCGGAAGGCUCGUGAGCAACGCAAGCAUGCAAGGCCUGGCUCGAGGAACCGCCCGGGGUGGCGUGCCUCUCGCACGCCUCGCCAUCUACAAGGUUUGCUGGGGGAUUGGCUGCGAAGAAUCGGACAUCCUCGCGGGGUAUGACGCCGCGGUGGGCGAUGGAGUGGACGUGAUAUCCGUCUCCAUCGGAGGACCCGCGGUGAAGUAUAGCUUGGAUGGGUUGGCGAUCGGAGCUUACCACGCGGUGGAGAAGGGCGUCGCGGUGGCGGCCGGGGCUGGAAACUUUGGUAUCUUGACAAUGCAGGUGAUCAAUGCCGCGCCGUGGAUUUUCACCAUCGCUGCUAGCACCAUUGACAGGAGCAUUGACAAAGCCAAGCCGGACGUGACUGCUCCUGGUGUUGAUAUCUUGGCAGCUUGGCCAAGUAGUAUCGCAGUUCCAGGAUUCAAUGGCGGUACCAUUUACAGCGACUAUGCCCUUCUCUCCGGAACUUCCAUGUCCACGCCUCACGCUGGGGGAGCUCUGGCAUUCGUAAAGUCGGUCCAUCCAUCUUGGAGCCCCGCUGCUCUAAAAUCUGCGCUCAUGACAACAGCGACACUCUUCAGCUAUGGCUCCGGACAAAUCCAGCCAGCAAAAGCGCUCGAUCCGGGGCUAGUCUACGACAUAGAACCCACGGACUACAUCUCAUACCUUUGUAGCACGGGCUACUCCUCGGCCCAAGUUCGCAACAUCACCGGGGACAAGUCCACUGCGUGCUCCACAAACUCCACCUUCGAUCUAAACUAUCCCUCCAUUGGAAUCGCGCGGCUUGAUCCUGGAGACAGCAACGCAGUGACCGUCGCCAGGACGCUGACGAGCGUGGGAUCGUCGCCAUCGGAUUACCGCGCGAGCGUGGACAAGCCCAGCGAUGCCAGGCUCUCGGUUGUGGUGGAACCCGAGACGCUGCGUUUCGGUAGCUCUGGAGCCAAGCUUUCUUUCAAGGUGGCGGUCACCUUGGCGAGUUCUUCAGGGCACACCAACGCAACCUGGAUCUACUCGGCAUUGAUCUGGAGCGAUGGAGUUCAUAGUGUUCGCAGCCCGAUUGCUGUUCUUGCCUCGUCUUGA